GGUUAUAGAAAUAACCUUUCUUCUUUCUCUUCUUUACCUAGACAUUUACAUUUUCUCUUCUUCACCGUUCACUGUUUCGGAAACUCUCUCUCUCUCUCUCUCUCUCUCUCACUCGCUCGCUCGGCCUGCCCGUGUCCCUCUUUACUACGCUCGGUUGAAGGUGACCACGAUUCCUCUCUCUCGCUCGCGCGGUUAAAAGGUGAGGAGUACAUACUGAUAUCAACUUAAUGGGAAAAUCUGGAGCCAAUGACAAGAUUCUCAGCUACAAUGAUGUUGUACUCAGACAAUCUGAUUUGGACAUUCUUAGUGGCCCAUAUUUUCUCAAUGAUCGAAUUAUCGAAUUCUAUUUCAGUUAUCUUUCUUCAUGCUAUCCUGCUAAGGACAUCCUACUUGUUCCACCUUCAAUUGCUUUCUGGAUAAUGAAUUGCCCAGCUGUGGAGUCUCUUGAAGAUUUUCUUGAACCUCUUCAUUUGCCUGACAAGAAACUGGUAAUAUUUCCUGUAAAUGAUAAUGAUGAUGUGAGCAAGGCCGAAGCUGGGUCUCAUUGGAGCUUACUUGCAUUUGAGAGGAAUGCUAACAUAUUUGUUCAUCAUGAUAGCAAUAGAGGGAUGAAUAAAUGGCAUGGUAAACGACUAUAUAAUGCUGUUGUUAGAUAUAUGGGUGUCUGCGAUUCUGCAUUAGAUGCUAGUUAUCUUGAAUGUACUGAUUCACCACAGCAAGUGAACGGUUAUGAUUGUGGCUUAUAUGUUACAACCAUUGCAAAAGCUAUAUGCCACUGGCAUGGAAGUGGUGAAGAUGACAUAGCCAGAGAUGGUUUGUGGUUUUCUGCUGUGAAGGAGCAAGUCACUCCAUCAAUUGUUGCUGGGAUGCGAGGUGAGAUCCUGAGCCUUAUCAGAGGUUUAAUGGCCACGAAGUCAAGUAUGCCUGCGGCAAAAUGAGGGUAUGAAAGAGGAGAUAUUUGUGAAAGUUCUUAACGAAAGUAAGUUGCCCGUUUACUCUUUGAGACUCGAAAGCAAUCUUGAAAACUACAAAUAUUUGAUGGCUUUAGAUUUGUUUGUUUUUACUUCUGUGGGAGAGGGGUUGUGGGGGGUGUAGGAUACCCAUGUAGACUCUCGUUGGUAUAGCCGAUUUCCACUACAUCAGAUGCAUAUACUGUAAAAUUGUUGUGUUUGAUGAACAAGUGUUGAAACACAAGUUCCUUUGCUCACCCUAAAAUGUUUAGGGAAAUUGCAAAAUUAAUACACGAGGUUUGAGGCUGUGAUAAAUAA
This is a messenger RNA of Alnus glutinosa, 1268 nucleotides long. Its product is annotated as NEDD8-specific protease 1. Gene Ontology annotation, biological process: proteolysis. Gene Ontology annotation, molecular function: deNEDDylase activity; cysteine-type peptidase activity. The transcript has 2 exons. NCBI's taxonomy places the organism in Eukaryota, Viridiplantae, Streptophyta, Magnoliopsida, Fagales, Betulaceae. The coding region runs from base 228 to 938 and encodes 236 amino acids. The record is from RefSeq and is a predicted model, not a curated record.